ACCCAUCAGAUUGUUUCAGGCUAGCAAGCUACGAAAAACUUCAAACAAAGAUGAAAGUUUCAGUUUUCGAUUUUCAUAAAGUGGCAUUUUAAUAAUUAAUUGCUCGUUAAGUCGAAAAACUCGACGACUAUUGUUCUAGCUAACCCUAAGGCUGUCUUGUAUUUCCAGUAUAGCCAUUUACGUUACCAUUAGUAGUAGCUAGUUGGCUAACCUAGCUAGCAAGGUACCGUGGGAGAACUUUCCAGCUAGUUUUACAAAUAUAAUUAAAGCUCUCUAAAUCUUGUUGGCUGUCUGGCUAGUUGAAAAGUAGGUUUCGACAGCACAUCUUUGUUAAACAAGCCGUGCAUUGAGUUGUCCAAACUAAGCUACCGUUAUGAUUCCCGAAUGUCCGGCUCGGACCUCCGAGGCACGGAACCGAACAUGGUGCCACGGUCAAACUGCUGAAUCCAAUCGGAACCGCUCCGGUUUACUCUGCGAGAUCAAAAGCAUCAUCAAGACCGAGUCAUUCACUGAGCACUACGAUCUCAUACCGGGAAAAGAACUGGGCAGGGGGAAGUUUGCAGUGGUGAAGAAGUGUGUGAAGAGGAGCACCGGGCUUGAGUAUGCUGCCAAGUUCAUGAGGAAGAGGAGGAAGGGACAGGACUGUCGAACAGAGAUCAUUCAUGAGAUAGCCGUGCUAGAGCUGGCUGCGUCCUGCCAACGAGUGGUCAGUCUCCAUGAUGUCUACGAGCUGCCCAGCGAGAUGGUGCUCGUGCUGGAGUUUGCUGCCGGUGGGGAGAUCUUUAACCAGUGUGUGGCAGAGAGGGACGAGGCCUUUAAAGACGAGGAUGUGAAGCGGCUGAUGAGACAGAUCCUGGAGGGCGUUGCUUUCCUUCACAGCAAGAAUGUGGUUCAUUUGGACCUCAAGCCGCAGAACAUUCUCCUGACCAGUGACAACCCUCUUGGGGACAUUAAGAUAGUGGACUUUGGCCUGUCAAGGAUGAUGUGCAAUAGCCAAGAAAUCAGAGAGAUCAUGGGCACACCAGAGUAUGUAGCCCCAGAAGUUCUGAAUUAUGAGCCAAUAAGCACAGCCACUGACAUGUGGAGUAUUGGUGUCCUUGCCUAUGUGAUGUUGACGGGCAUCUCUCCAUUCCUGGGGGAGGAUAAGCAAGAAACCUUCCUGAACAUCUCCCAGAUUAAUGUUAGCUAUGCAGAGGAAGAGCUACAGCGACUCGACAAAGCUGCUGUCCACUUCAUCAAGUCUCUGCUCAUCAAGGACCCCAAGAACCGUGCCACUGCUGAGGAGUGCCUGAACCACCCAUGGCUCCAAACACAUGAGCAAAACGCUGCAAAGGAGACUGUGAAGCUGAAGAGUGUCAUCACCUCCAUCCCUGAGCCAGUCAGCACAGGGAUUUCCUCCCAGCACACUGAGGAGGAGGAAGAGGAGGAGGAAGGCAGAGUGACGGAGGAGCUCCUCGUCAUGUCUGCCUACACUCUGGGCCAGUGCCGGCAGUCCUCAGAAAAGGAGGGCUUGACCCCAGAACAGAAGGCCAUCUCAAAGCGCUUCAAAUUCGAAGAGUCCUUCCCAGCCCUCCAGGAGGUGCCAGGAGAAUUCAUCUACUGAAUCGCACAUUGGCCACCCAGCCGCUAAGCUCCAACUAAGACCGCACUUCCAAGUUUUUUUUGUUUUUGUUUUUGUUUUUGUUGUUUAUUUUCUGUUGAUUUUGUCAUCUUUUGUAUUCACCUCAUUUUUUUUAUCUUAACCUUGAACUUGUUUUGAGGUUUUUAUUUGUCUUGUCUCCCUCACCCACCCAUUCUGUAAUAUUUGUGCUGCUUUACCUCUACAUGCUUGUUACUAAAGACUAAGUCUUGCGCUGGUACAUAAUUAUUAUUAUUAUUAUUAUUAUUAUUAUUUGGGGUGCUAUGCUUGAAAAUCUGACAAUGUGGGCCAUGAACUAAAUCUUAUAUUCUUUUUCCUUCAAUUAAUUGUUCUGUUUCCUUGCUAUCUGUGUGAAUGUUGUUGUUGUUGUUGUUUUUUUUCAGGAGGAGGCUGAUGUAGGGCUGAUGGAAUAAUAUGUAAAUGAAACAAAUUUUUAAGAAUUAUGCCUAUACUUUUUUUUAAAUGCUAUUGUAUGUAUUCUGUUCAAGACUGAAGUGUUUUUGUUGGGUCAUUCCUCUGGUAAUAAUCUCCUACCUAUAACAUUUUCCCCCUUUACACAAUGUAUAUUGAGGUUUUUUGUUUUGUUUUUUUAAUGCCCAUUAGUUGUCUGUAAAUUGAUUGGUCAGCAUACAUCUUUUGAAUGACAUGUUUGAAUGUGACUGUCAUGAUAUUGUUAAUAAAAGUUACUUUCUGA
Messenger RNA from Electrophorus electricus (electric eel), 2333 nucleotides. It is a transcript of the gene stk17a, whose product is annotated as serine/threonine kinase 17a. Gene Ontology annotation, cellular component: nucleus. Lineage: Eukaryota; Metazoa; Chordata; Actinopteri; Gymnotiformes; Gymnotidae. Gene Ontology annotation, molecular function: protein serine/threonine kinase activity; ATP binding. The record is from RefSeq and is a predicted model, not a curated record. Gene Ontology annotation, biological process: positive regulation of apoptotic process; protein phosphorylation; intracellular signal transduction.